Suillus paluster is the source of this 1389-nucleotide messenger RNA. RefSeq names its product major facilitator superfamily domain-containing protein. Bases 1 to 1389 code for a protein of 462 amino acids. Gene Ontology annotation, molecular function: transmembrane transporter activity. NCBI's taxonomy places the organism in Eukaryota, Fungi, Basidiomycota, Agaricomycetes, Boletales, Suillaceae. The transcript is spliced from 12 exons. Gene Ontology annotation, biological process: transmembrane transport. The record is from RefSeq and is a predicted model, not a curated record.
AUGUCUUCCUCGGAAGAGAGCCUCCCGCUCGAGUUAGAGGAAUUGCAGGUCGCUGACUAUUUGGAUGUGUAUGACCGAUUCAGCAAAGUCCAGAAAAACUUCAUUGUCUUCGCAGUGUCAUUUGCAGGGCUACUUCCUAUGUUCGUGACUGGGACUUUCGUCCCUGCAAUCCCUCAGAUAGCUCAUGAUCUUGAUUCAACGGGUGCUGUUGUGAGCCUUGCUGUAAGUUUGUCGGUAUUUGCGAAUGCGAUCGGGGGUUUGGUAUGGGCAGCAUACUCCUCAUUCUAUGGGCGCCGGCCAAUAUACUUGUGGGGUAUGCCUAUUUUGUGUAUAGGAAGCUUCGGCGUUGCAGUGUCCGCGUCUCUUGUGAGCUUGCUGUUCUGGCGGUUUGUUCAGGCAUUCGGAUGCGCUGGCGGAGUGUCGGUAGGUGCGGCCGUUAUUGGCGACAUUUACAGGAUCGAGCAGCGAGGUACAGCCAUGGGUAUUUUCUUUGGGGCUUGUCUUCUGGGCGUCGCACUGUCACCCAUUACAGGAGGCACAGCAGCACAUUACUGGUCAUGGCGCAGCCUACACUACUCGCUUGGAGUAUGGGGCAUUGUUGAGAUGGUUCUAAUAUAUCUGUUCUUCCCGGAGACAAGUCAUCUGCAUUCGGGAGGGGCACGUGAGCCGACGGCACGAUUCAAAUUCGUGUGGAUCAAUCCUUUCAGCGGUCUCUGGCUACUCCGUAGUCCAAACAUCAUGGCUGUCACACUAGCAAAUACAUCAGCGAUGGUGACGGACUAUGUUUUAUUGGUUCCAAUUGCCUACACGAUUGGUGCACGAUACCACAUCUCUAACGAGGCACUGAUCGGUGCAUGCUUCCUCCCCAGUGGACUCGGAAACUUUAUUGCCUCAGCAAUCGCUGGGCGGUUGUCCGACGCCAUGAUUGAAAAAUGCAAGGCAAAGCGCCAAGGCAUCUGGAUCCCUGAAGAUCGCUUACGUGCAGUCUUGGUCGGUGGACUCUUCGUCCCCUUAUCCGUUUGUCUUUCGGGAUUGGUUACCACGUACAUCGCUGGACCGUUGGGCUUGACAUUGAAUUUGCUUUGUUUGUUUAUGAAUGGCGUUGGAGUAGACUUCGUCCUCACUCCGAUCGGCUCGUACAACGUCGAUGUGCUACAAUCACGCAGCGCAGAGGUAAUUGCCGCAGUUACCGCCUUCCGCGCGAUAAUUCUUGCACCAGUGACUGCAGCCGUAAUUCCAUCGAUUGAAACGCUGGGCGUGGCGGCGACAAAUGGCAUAGCUACAGUAAUUGCGCUUCUUGGAUAUGGGCUUAUAGUUCUCACGAUUCGUUAUGGUGAUCGUAUGAGAGCUUGGGUAGACAUUGGAUACACCUUGGUAGAAAACAACUAA